GUCACCAGCAGUCCCAUGAUGGUUCAGCGACUGGGACCCAUUUCACCUCCAGCAAGCCAGGUCUCCACAGCAUGCAAGCAGAUCAGUCCUAGCUUACAGAGGGCAGUGAAUGCAGCCAACCUGAAUAUACCUCCUUCAGAUACCAGGUCCCUUAUUUCACGGGAGUCUCUGGCAUCCACGACUUUGAGUCUCACGGAAAGUCAAUCGGCCUUGAGUGUGAAACAAGAGUGGUCUCAGGGCUACAGGGCUCUGCCUUCGCUUUCCUCCAACCAUAGCUCUCAGAAUGGUGUGGAUCUAGGGGACUUCCUUGGCCUUCCUCCGGGGACAUCCAUGUCCAGCAAUAGUGUCUCUAACUCAUUGCCAUCCUAUCUUUUUGGCAUGGAAAAUACCCACUCUCCUUACCCUAGUCCCCGGCAUUCAUCCACCAGAUCCCACUCGGCCCGCUCGAAGAAGAGAGCACUGUCCUUGUCGCCCUUGUCAGAUGGCAUCGGGAUAGACUUCAAUACCAUCAUCCGCACCUCACCCACGUCCUUGGUUGCCUACAUCAAUGGGCCGAGGGCAUCCCCAGCCAACAUGUCCCCGCAGCCAGAGGUCUACGGGCAUUUCCUGGGGGUACGCGGCAGCUGUAUCCCCCAGCCAUGUGCAGUACCUGGCAGCCAGAAGGGCGUGCUGGUGACCAGUGGUGGCCUGGCGCUACCGGCCUAUGGUGAUGAUGGGGUACUGGAGUAUGAGCGCAUGCAACAGCUGGAGCAUGGUGGCCUUCAGCCCGGGCAGGUCAACAAUAUGGUGGUGCAGCAUGGCCUGCCGGGCCCUGAAGGCCAACCCUCUGGCAUGCUCAAGACUGAGCGACUGGAGGACUUCCCAGGUGGUACCCUGGAUCUGCCGCCUGCGCCCCCGCUCCCUCCCUUGCCACCGCCUCAAGGUCCCCCACCACCCUACCAUGCCCACCCUCACCUUCAUCACCCAGAGCUAGUGGCCCACAGCCAGCCACUGGCACUGCCUCAAGCCACCCUGGACGAUGAUGGAGAGAUGGAUGAUGGUGGGGGCAAGCACUGUUGUCGCUGGAUAGAUUGCAGCGCCUUGUAUGACCAGCAGGAGGAACUUGUGCGGCACAUCGAGAAGGUCCACAUUGAUCAGCGAAAGGGGGAAGACUUCACUUGCUUCUGGGCUGGCUGCCCUAGAAGGUACAAGCCUUUCAACGCCCGCUAUAAACUGCUGAUCCACAUGAGGGUCCACUCGGGGGAGAAGCCCAACAAGUGUACGUUUGAAGGUUGCAAGAAGGCCUUUUCAAGGCUUGAAAAUCUCAAGAUUCACUUGCGGAGCCACACCGGCGAGAAACCAUAUCUAUGCCAGCAUCCGGGCUGUCAGAAGGCAUUCAGCAACUCCAGUGACCGUGCCAAGCACCAGAGAACGCAUCUGGACACUAAACCUUAUGCUUGUCAAAUUCCAGGAUGUACCAAACGCUACACAGACCCAAGUUCCCUAAGAAAGCAUGUGAAGGCACAUUCUUCCAAAGAUCAACAAGCAAGGAAAAAGCUUCGGUCCAGCACUGAGCUCCAUCCAGACCUGCUCUCAGAUUGCCUCACUGUGCAGCCCUUGCAGCCAGCCACUUCUCCAAGAGACACUGCUGCUGAUGGCAACGUGGGAUGCUCUCCCGGGCCUGGGCCUGACCUCUAUCCGGCUCCCAUUUUCUCCAGCAAUCAUUCAAGCCGAAGUGGAACAGCUGCUGGGGCCGGGCCACCCCCACAUCCUGUCAGUCACCCUUCUCCAGGACAUAAUGUACAGGGGAGCCCCCACAACCCCUCCUCCCAGUUACCUCCACUCACAGCUGUGGACGCAGGAGCUGAGAGGUUUGUACCUUCUGCUCCAUCUCCUCACCACAUCAGCCCCCGGAGAGUUCCGGCUCCUUCCUCAAUACUGCAGAGAACACAGCCUCCCCACACCCAGCAACCAUCAGGUUCACACCUGAAGUCCUAUCAGCCAGAGACGAACUCCUCUUUUCAACCAAAUGGUAUCCACGUCCAUGGAUUUUAUGGACAGCUGCAGACCUUCUGCCCCCCGCAUUACCCCGACUCCCAGAGAACUGUGCCUCCUGGCAGCUCCUGCAGUGUGGUGCCUUCCUUUGAGGACUGCCUGGUCCCCACGUCCAUGGGCCAGGCUGGCUUUGAUGUUUUCCACAGAGCCUUCUCGACUCACUCAGGCAUUGCAGUGUAUGAUUUGCCUUCAGCUUCCUCAAGCCUUUUUGGGGAGUCUCUUCGCAAUGGGCCUGAAGACAACACGUUCUUGCAGAUCAGUGCUGUGGACCGUUGUCCUAGCCAGCUCUCCUCUGUCUAUACUGAAGGCUAG
Molecule: messenger RNA, 2346 nt
Organism: Marmota flaviventris (yellow-bellied marmot)
Lineage: Eukaryota; Metazoa; Chordata; Mammalia; Rodentia; Sciuridae
Gene: Glis3
Product: GLIS family zinc finger 3
Biological process (GO): regulation of transcription by RNA polymerase II
Cellular component (GO): nucleus
Molecular function (GO): RNA polymerase II cis-regulatory region sequence-specific DNA binding; DNA-binding transcription factor activity, RNA polymerase II-specific
Source: RefSeq, a predicted model, not a curated record